GGAAUGAUGACUUCCGAAAAUUUGGUUUCCUUCCAAUACCACCGCUUGGGGGGUUUCCUGGGGGAGACCUUGGUUGUUUCACUUCUUUGUCCGAAAUAGCGCCGCAACGACUUGCAUCCCACCACCAUGAUGUUUUCUUGUGUUGAAGCCUUCAAGGCCAGCUUGGUCAUGCUUUUUCUCUUGGCAGCAGCAACGGCACAAGACAACACGACCAUGGUCGAUCCGGGUGAAGUCAUGAACAUUACUCCAGGUGAAAUCAUGACUCUGCCUCCUGAAACUGUACCAGCCGGGGGAAAUCCACAGGUGACCCCAGAUCCAGAAAGCCAAGAGGGAACCCAGGGUCCGACUACCCAAGUUUUGACUCAAGUUUUAGGACAGACGUUUGCUCCCGCACCCACGCCGAUUCCAGCGGCAGCUGUUGAGACCGACGAGUCUCCAACAAGCGCCCCUGGCAGUGGGGCAACAGACAUUUUGGCUUCCACAUUCAAGGUGCAAAUAGCUGCUGUGGUUGGUUUGGCAGGUGUGGUGAUGGCAAUGUUGUAGGCAAAUCUACUAUAUCCGAGACGAAAGAGAAAGUAUUUGAAACAAUCCAUCAAUUUGCAUUAUUGCUGUGCUAAGAGAGAGGAGGGACUACGGUAGCUGGAUUCUCUGUGAAGGAUCUUUGCAAUUCACAUGACAGGAGGGCUGACACACAAAGAAAGGAAGGUUUGUUUGCUUGGAAAAUUGUUAGACAGAGAAAGAUGGAAACACCGGAAGGCCGGGCAGCAAGAGGAAAGUAGUUGCGGCUGUUGGCCUUCGUUGUUCCACAUCGAUGAUAGAUACUUUGUGUACGGUACUAGUUUCUUCCAGAGGAAGUUUUUGCGUCGCCAAUAGUGGCACACAAUGCUAGAUGUUUCAACUGAAUCUGUCACCGUGGGGUACCUAGGCGCACUAUCAGUAGCUACGGGGG
Messenger RNA from Seminavis robusta, 949 nucleotides. Lineage: Eukaryota; Bacillariophyta; Bacillariophyceae; Naviculales; Naviculaceae. The record is from the annotation of a GenBank genome assembly.